AUGGCUGCUUGCCUCAGAGCAGGCAACAGGAGCCUUAUGGCGGGCGGGCAGGACAGUCUCGGUCGCAGGAGAGGUGGCAGCGAUCCCAGCAGAUCUUCCCUGAAGGGGUUUGAUGUGGAUCGCCUCGGGCCUGGGUGGUGUGAUGUGCUACGGCUGUCACAGAGGCUGCGGCAGCGGUGGUGGGGGGAGGGGCUGCGGCAGCAGCACUGUUUGCGCCACAGUGACUGUCCAGUCCGUUGCGAUGUCCCAACAGUGGCCACGGCCGAGCUCUGUAUGAAGAGCAGGCUGCGGUGUUGGGGUCCACAGCCCCCCAGGGCGGGAGUCAGAGACCCACUGCAGAUCUCCUUUGCAGAGGGCUUCAGAGACCGGGUUGCCCCGUCACCAUCUUGCCGCUUCCCACCUGGUCAGUCAUCUUUAGAAAGAGUGCAGGAGACUCGGAUACCAGAAGGCCCCAUUGAUCAGGGGCCAGCUACAGGAAGGGUACGUGUUUUAGAAGAGCAGCUUGUUAAGGCCAAAGAACAGAUUGAAAAUUACAAGAAACAAACCAGAAAUGGUCUGGGGAAGGAUCAUGAAAUCCUGAGGAGGAGGAUUGAAAAUGGAGCUAAAGAGCUCUGGUUUUUUCUACAGAGUGAAUUGAAGAAAUUAAAGUCCUUAGAAGGAAUUGAACUCCAAAGACAUGCAGAUGAAUUUCUUUCGGAUUUAGGACACCAUGAAAGGUCUAUAAUGACAGAUCUAUACUACCUCAGUCAGACAGAUGGAGCAGGUGACUGGCGGGAAAAAGAGGCCAAAGAUCUGACCGAACUGGUCCAACGGAGAAUAACAUAUCUUCAGAAUCCCAAGGACUGCAGCAAAGCCAAAAAGCUGGCGUGUAAUAUCAACAAAGGCUGUGGCUAUGGCUGUCAACUCCAUCAUGUGGUCUACUGCUUCAUGAUUGCAUAUGGCACCCAGAGAACACUCAUCUUGGAAUCUCAGAACUGGCGCUAUGCAACUGGUGGAUGGGAGACUGUGUUUAGACCUGUAAGUGAGACAUGCACAGACAGAUCUGGCAUCUCUACUGGACACUGGUCAGGUAAGGAGCCUGUGCAACAUGUCAGACCUCUUGGUUGAACCACAGCAUCUCCAAUUAUUAGAUUUCUAGGUACAACUUAGUGAACCAAACUCAUCUUUUCUUCUGGAUCCAUGAAUGCUAUAGGUUAUCCAGAUAAAAUCUAGAAGAACAGUGUUUAGUUUAAAAGGUAUGUUAUGAUCUAUUCCAUUACUGAUAUUCAUUUUUGUCUGGAUUUAGCAAAAUUACUGAGGUUUUUCAAGGAGCAUAUUUUAAUGUUCUAUUAAUGGUGAUAUACCUCUCACUUCUUAGGGUGUUUUCACA
Carlito syrichta (Philippine tarsier) is the source of this 1369-nucleotide messenger RNA. Its product is annotated as alpha-(1,6)-fucosyltransferase-like. NCBI's taxonomy places the organism in Eukaryota, Metazoa, Chordata, Mammalia, Primates, Tarsiidae. The transcript has 5 exons. Gene Ontology annotation, molecular function: alpha-(1->6)-fucosyltransferase activity. Bases 1 to 1107 code for a protein of 368 amino acids. The record is from RefSeq and is a predicted model, not a curated record. Gene Ontology annotation, biological process: protein N-linked glycosylation.